Molecule: messenger RNA, 648 nt
Organism: Acanthochromis polyacanthus (spiny chromis)
Lineage: Eukaryota; Metazoa; Chordata; Actinopteri; Pomacentridae
Gene: mrpl55
Product: mitochondrial ribosomal protein L55
Exons: 3
Coding region: 98-532 (144 amino acids)
Biological process (GO): translation
Cellular component (GO): mitochondrial large ribosomal subunit
Molecular function (GO): structural constituent of ribosome
Source: RefSeq, a predicted model, not a curated record
UAGAGCCUUUACUGAUGACACACUUGUGUUCGACCUUUCAGUUGUGCUUCCGGUCAGGGCGUAGCAGCAUUCGGCUGGAGCGCCAUUAUCUAACGACAUGUUUUUAUUGGCACACUGCGCGCCUUCUGGUUUGUUAUUACGGUCUGUUUGCCCUGUGUUUACCUGCACAGGUUCCCAGUUAGUGUUGGCACUCGGUGCACAUUCUGCACGACUCGGCCAGACUUCGCUGCUCCACACUCAGACUGCUCAGCUGAACUCCAACAGGACGUCGGUGGUUCGCUGUGGUCGACUCCGAUAUGAGAGGCUGUACCCCGUGACUCUGGUUCGUCCUGAUGGAGCUACAAUCAACAUCAGAUACAAAGAGCCCAGACGCAUAGUCAUGAUGCCAGUCAAUAUGUCCACUCUAUCUGAAGAGGAACGUCGAGCUCGACAGAAAAAGAGAGAAGUGAAGAUGUCCAAAAAGCAGACAGCGGUCCACUAUGAAGAUGACUUCAAAGCAGACAAAUACAGACACUUAUGGAAGAAGAAAUAACUUCUUUAUACACAAAUGUUUGUUAGGUAAUUAUGUUGUAGCUCUGUGUUCGAGAAAUAACUCCCUUGCCACAGAUUUGUUGCUGUGUCCUGAUUAAAAUAAAUUGAAUUGAGACA